Molecule: messenger RNA, 5376 nt
Organism: Sebastes umbrosus (honeycomb rockfish)
Lineage: Eukaryota; Metazoa; Chordata; Actinopteri; Perciformes; Sebastidae
Gene: bcar3
Product: BCAR3 adaptor protein, NSP family member
Exons: 19
Coding region: 299-3448 (1049 amino acids)
Biological process (GO): small GTPase-mediated signal transduction; positive regulation of peptidyl-serine phosphorylation
Molecular function (GO): guanyl-nucleotide exchange factor activity; phosphotyrosine residue binding
Source: RefSeq, a predicted model, not a curated record
GGCUUUCUGCAGACCUCAGCUGAGGUGUCGACGGUAUCUCCAGUUGAUGUCAUUCGCCGAUUGAAACUUUGCAGUAAUCAGUACAACGUGCAGAAACGAGGCUACUAUCAGCGCAUUAAUCCGGAGGGCUCUUAUCUAUCUCUUAACUCUGCAGUUCAUCCUCAGCAGCCUGCAUGCUGCUGCUGGUCCACUGCAUUGGUCUGUCUCUCUGUCGCUCUGCAACUCUAGCAAGGUUACAUCUGAAAGUGAGUGAGCGGCAGAUUGUUGUGUGCAUCUGCGUACAUGCCUAUGUGUCGCCAUGAAGCACCAGUCUAUCUCCCGAUGGCUGAGCCAGCUGGGAUUGCCGCAAUACUACCCAGCGUUGGAGCUGGAAUAUGAUGGUGUAGAGGACCUGCUCCACCUCUCAGAGUAUGACCUCUUGGAGCUCGGAGUCCACAAUCACCUCCACCGCCUGCACCUUCUCACUUCCCUACGCCUCCUCCAGGAGCGGGAGAGGAGGAGAGAGUUGAGGAUGAUGGCAGAGGGGCGUUUUGCCAGCCUGCCCAGGUCCCUUCAUGCACACCACGCCCUGGGAGGAAGUACUGCACACCCUGGAAUCCCCUCCACCUCCCUCGGUGUCCCCAGCGGUGUCUCCUCCAGGGGGCUCCAGGCCUCCCUCGCCUCCUCGAUGGACCUCCUCAGCUCCAGACCUGGUCUAGGGCAGGUCAGCGGCCUAUCAGAGCUGCCCGCGUCUUCCUACCAGCCAAUCUCCAUUCACGGAACUCUUCCUCGACGCAAGAGAGGUGGGGCCAACCUCACCCAUGGAAACUACACCUGGGACCCCAGAGCCAAUCACACGCAGAAGAUACCUUUCGGGAAGACAUCAGUGGCUCCUGGACACGCCCAUCAACCCAUGACCUCUCCGUUGGUCCAAAAUAUCAUUGACGACUUUCAUGGCUACAGGGAGCCUGCUGCCGGCCUGGACGCCACGGUGGACUAUGUUAAGUUCUCCAGAGAUCAGUUCAUCGUGGACUGCCCCUCAGAGAAACUUCGCAGAGAGCUGGAGGAAGAACUAAAGUUGAACUGCGAGGAGCCGAGAAGCCACGCAUGGUACCACGGAGCGAUACCCAGACAGGUUGCAGAAAACUCGGUGCAGCGUGAUGGUGAUUUCAUGAUCCGAGAUUCGCUGUCCAGUCCAGGAUGUUAUGUUCUGACCUGCCAGUGGCGAAAUGCUGCCCAGCACUUUAAAAUCAACAAGAAGGUAGUGAUGUUGAACGAAGCCUACUCCAGAGUCGAGUACCAUCUGGAGAGAGAAGGGUUUGACAACGUCCCUGCACUUGUUAGAUACUACGUCGGCAACAGAAAACCUGUCUCCCAGGUGGUGGGAGCCAUAAUCUUCCAGCCGAUCAACAGAGGGCUGCCGCUGCGGUGCUUGGAGGAAAAGUACGGGUUGUCCAGCCAUCAUCGAGAGGCGCUUAUGAACCAGGAGAGGCAGAGUCGGAAGCGCCUCAGCCUCAACAUCACCAACGGACACACGCACGACAACACGCACGGCGUGCACGACAACACACACUGCCGGGACAACGGCGUGAGCCGAUGCAGCCAGCAGCUCAGGUUGAAGGAUCGCUGUGGCAGCCAACCAGCAAGUCUCAAUCAGGUCCAAGAGAGGCGACGGCCGCUCAAGGCACACCAAUCAGAAAGCUACCUGCCUCUUGGAUCUAGACCGCAGCCCCAGCAGCCUCCUGACCUUCUCCUCCCGAGCCCCAACCCCAAGUCUCCAGUCUUUCGGACGGGCAGUGAGCCGGUGCUGAGCCCCUCCCGCCCACGGAGACCUGCAGAGAUUCUGGCAGGCCAGGCCAUCCGGGGCUCUGACAGCCAGCUGUGCCCCAAACCGCCUCCUAAACCCAGCAAGGUGCCGUUGACUCGACUGCCUCGCUCCCCCGGCCUCCAGCCGCUGGUUCUCCCCUCCAGCUCCUCCAGCCUCACUGACUCCUCCUCCACCUCCCCCAGGCUGACUGCACCUUCCCUGGACUCCUCGAGUGUGGACACUCUUGGUUCUACAUGGAGGAGUGGAGCCACCACAGGCCCUGUACCUCCAGUCAAACCCCUGAAGUUCCUCCAUCAGCUGCUUCCUGCAGACUCUUACAGCUCCUCCAGUUCUGGACUUUCUCCCGAUGAACUGGUCCAGUAUUCAGAUUCAGGAUGGACUGAGCGGCUGCAGCCGAGCCCUGCAGACCUGAGGUCCUGCAGCCCGCUGGAGUGGGACGGAUCGAAUCCCCGUAACCCCAUCACGGACCUCGAGCUUCAGCAUCCGCUCUGCAGCUACGUGGAGAGGCUGAGGAGAGAGGGGGAGGGAGGGAGAGAGGAGGAGGAGGGGGAGGAGAAGGAUGCGGGAGGAAGGAGAGGGCUGGACAGGAGCUCCUACCAUCACGCCAUCGCUGCCUUAGAAAACACCAGCGAGGAAGAGGAGGAGGAUGCAGGGAGGGAGGAGGAAGAGAAGAGGAGCAGUUUUCAGCGGCCGGUCGAAGAGACGGAGUCGACGUUCCGGCCGGCAGAGUUCGGAUCUCGACUUCUGCCGCCAGAGAACAAACCGCUGGAGAUGGUGGUCCUGAAGAGAGCGAAGGAGCUGCUGCUCAACCACAAUCACCAGAGCAUUGCCAGACACCUGCUGAUGGCCGACUGCCAGGUUGCGAGGAUAGUCGGAGUGACUCCAGAGGUUAAAGGUCAGAUGGGCGUGUCUUCUGGUCUGGAGCUGGUGACGCUGCCUCACGGUCAACAGCUGAGACUGGACCUGAUGGAAAGGCACCACACCAUGGCGAUAGGCGUUGCCGUGGAUAUUCUGGGAUGUACGGGCAGCGUGGACGAGCGGGCGUCUACCUUAAAUCGCAUCAUCCUGGUCGCGUUGGAGCUGAAGGACACGGUGGGCGACCUGUUCGCUUUCACAGCUCUGAUGAAAGCUCUGGACCUGCCACAGAUCAGUCGUUUGGAGGAAACAUGGACGGCUCUACGAAGGAGCUACACACAGACCGCCAUCAGCUACGAGAAAACACUCAAACCUUUCUACAAGAAUCUGUAUGAGGGCACAGCUUCCUCCCCUCCGGUGGUCUGCGUCCCCCUCCUGCUGCCCCUCCUCACUUUGAUGGAGCGUCCGUCAAUCACACCUGAGGGGGCGGAGCUCUGGGAGACCAGCGACCAGGGCUGUGACAUCAUGCUGCGCCACCUGGAGGCCGCACGCAACGUCGCACACAACGCACACAGCUACACAGCCAACGCGCAGAAGCUCUUACAAGGGUUCCCGUGCGAUGAAGACCUGCUGGAGGUGUUUAAAACGGACUUUCAGCUUCGGCUGCUGUGGGGAAGCCGCGGAGCUUCUGUCAACCAAUCAGAUCGCUACAACAAAUUCAACCUCAUCCUCACUGCGUUGUCACGGAAACUGGAGCCCCCGCUCAAAACACAAACCCUAAUCUGACUUCACCUGAGCAACUACUCACAUUGAGGACGCACUUUGGCCUUCAGUAGAGCAUCAGCUGGAUCAGAAACCAGCUGUGACGAAGAGAGGAAGAGAAAUAAAGUGGAACGAGGCAGAAAGUUGAUCUGAGAACGACCUGCUGUUAGUCUGAGGACGAGGACUUCACACACACACACACACAGACACAGACACUCUCCUGCAGCUGAACAUGAUGCUGUCAGUAAUCCAGCAGCUGUUCAAUCGUCUUAUUGCUCCAGACUAAUGCCAGUUUGGUUCCAGACUUUGCUGUUUUUAAUCAUUCAUCAUAAACCUGCAACUUCAGUUUGUUUAGACUACACAUCACCCACAAUUCACAGCACAUUCUCACUCCCAACUCAUCAAAUACCGCCGCUUGGACAUCAGAGACGGACGAGUUGGGAGUGAGACCGGGUCACAGACUCACAACUACGAGACCUCACAUGUAAAAAUACACACACAUACAGGCAGAAUCUAAGACAUACAGAUAAAGUUUGAGUUAUUAUUUUUGUUUUACUCACUUAUUUCCACUGCUGAGAUCAGGAGAUGCAGCAUCCACACUGGUCACUAAAUUUCUCCAUGUUUUGGUGACAAAAAUCCUCCAAAUAAAUGGUGAAAUGUGCCGUUUGGGCGCAGCUACAUUUUUAAAAAUUAAGAGACGCUUAAAGCGAGACGUUGGUUUAGAAAUGUUUCCUGAUCAGGCACUUGUUUUAUUUUUACUCUGACAUUCCAGUUAAUGGAGAUCAUAAUUCUAUGUUAAGGAGAAAAACAGCUCUACAUGUUGUGACGAGUACGUUAAAAGUAAAAUGUAAGGAUGUCUCCUUAAAGACGUUAAUCUACUCUGUAUUUAUUCCUGGUAAAAUCAAACUAAGACAAUAGUUUUAUAAAAGGAGGAAGGAAAUUUACCUACAAAAGGCAACGUCUGUGUAUAUUGUCAAGAUAGAAAUAUGUGUAUUUAAAAGUUAUCUGUGACCUUUGAUACAAAACCACUGAAAAAAAAGUCAAGAAACAGUAGAAUUAUAUAGUGUAUAUUAAUAGUGAGGGGUUUCUUCUCAAAUCAUCAGAUGACAAAGAUGUACAGUAAAUAUUUUUUACUUUAUUUACAUACUAUAGGAGCAGAAGAUCUGAGCUGUAGCAGCAUCUUUUUUUCCAGAUGACAAUAUUUUUGUUUCUGCAUAAACAUGAAUGAAAUGAUUAAAAAUGACAGAAGUUAACAUGUGAGACUAAAGUUGUACAUAUUUGAAAUAUUAGCAUGUUAAUAAUAGACUGUACAUAUUUUCUGUAGAAGACUUACUGUAAAAAAAAAAGAUGAUUUUACUAUGUUUAUAUUAUUAUUAUUAUGAUUUAAUAAAUAUGUACGAUCAGCGGAGGUCAACUGGCUGAAUGAAUACACGUGUGGUUGAAAACUUGAUGACACGUUUGCAGGCUUUGUGUUCUAGCUGUUAUGAUUAAUGCAGUAGACUAACGUACUUUACUUCUGCCAGAUGUUGACUGUAUUUUUACGUCAUUUUACUCUUGAUUUUACACAGAGUAGUAAACUAAAGAUCUCUCACAGGUCCCAUCUGGCAGAUUCAGGAGUCACAGCUGAAUUUAAUGUCAUCACUUCUUAUUCCCGCGCUGAUAAAAAAUGUCACAGAAAACAAAUCCAUUUUUUCAUUGCUGCUUUUUUCUUUUUAUUAGAACAAUAUCUUGGAAGAAGAAAAAAGAAAUUUUGUUCACAAAGUGUCUGACAACAUUCAAAGUAAAAAGAUGUGCACAACAAUAUGGAAAGAGAAGUACUGCCAUUGGUUAUUACAACACAUACAACAUGGUAAAAACACACAUUUACAUGGAUGUUAAGUUAAUAUCCUGCAGAAUCACGCUGCACCUGCUGCUGUUUUUAUUUAUUGAUUGAGCGAUUGGAUGUCGAUUCU